AUUCAAAAUCUCUGAUUACAUUUGAAGUUCAGUGCUCAAGCUGAACACAACAGAUAAAUACAAACUUUAUUUAACGAAAUACCUUUUAUAGUAAAUAUUAAUUCAUUAAGAACAAAAACUAAAUGAAAUUAAAAAGCGUCGACUCUUCUUUUUAGAGAGAUUCUGAUCUACUGUCAUUACAAACCCGAAAACUGUAGGCACUCGCUAUUAAGGGAAAGGGAAACCUUAAUUCGUUACUUGCCACAGUAACCAACCCCGUAGGAAACUUUUUCACAUAAAUGGCUACAUUAUAUUUUUAUCUUUACGAGAAACUGUGAGCACAGUCAUGGACCUUUCUGCUAAUGUUGGCAUGCUUGUAUACAAAAUUGCCGCCUGUUUCUAGUUUUUAUUUAUUCCAUGUACCAAUCGCGGUUUUCGGAAGUUAUUGUUGCUCCUGGAGCCUUCAUUACGUACCCUAGGCAGUGUAGCUGUUGUUACAGAACCUGAUGGCAAACCAGCAUUACAGAUUGAUGAUAACGUAUUAAACAGUGUUCUAUACGUGUGAUUACACUAGAAACAGCAAAUACGUGUUAGUCAUUGUGUAAAAUGCCCUAUCUUCACAAAGAACCGUUUAGAAGAGUGAAACCACCGAAAGAUUUGCGCGACGAAGAUGAAGUGUUUUAUUGCGAGAUGACUAACGAAGUGUUCCGGAAUUACGACGAUUUCUGUGAACGCAUCAUACAGUGCAAUUCCCUAGUAUGGUCAUGCGGUCUAUCGGGAAAACCAGAUUUAACAUUUCAGGAAGCGUUGAACAGCGAAAGAGAAGCAAGAAGAGCUCUGAAGGAAUUUCCUGUUGAGCUCAAAGUACCAGUGUUGUAUUUAGCAUCAUUGACGCAGCGAUCAUCCCAGAAAGAAAUGAUGGAAGAUGUUUACUCGUAUAUAAAAGACAGAUACUUCGUUGGGGAAGUGGUGGAGGUGUUGUUUGGUGAAAAUAAGUGGGUUGACUGUCACAUUCUGCAAGUACGUGCUCCAACAGAAGAGGAGAUGCAGAAAGAGAAACCAAUAAGCAACCCAGAUAGCAGGUGUUUUGAACCACCAGCUCAUUUGUAUCAGUAUGAAGUGGAAAGAGUAGAUACCUGUGAUGAGGAUGUUUGUGAAGUUCAUCAUGUUAUAGCAAAUCAUGUUAAGAGGAGGAAGGGAUUGUAUACUAGAGAAAAAAACAAACUUUUUCUUCGUCAAUAUACAGAACAGAACGGUGCUGGUGCAUGGGUAGUUUCGGCUGCUGCUGUACAGAAAUUUGGUUUAUUUAGAGUGAAAUUCCAUAGUAUUUUUGAUGGACCGCCACCAGCAUUCCAGAUAUCGAGGAGAGUAAAGAAAAACAUGUUAAGUCCAAUAAAAAAUAAUAUUAAAAAGCAAGACCCAUUUGUAAAGAAAGAAAAGAGACAAGAAAAUAUACAAAAGUAUUUGACAUCACAUUCAAAAGUGGAGAAGUCUCCGAAGAAACAGGUGCCCAUCCAGUCUGCAGAUGCAGAUCAGUUUUCACCUGUGAAAAAAUCCCCAAAGAAGUUGAUAGAACCAAUUCACAGGUCUCCAAAUCACCAGAUGGCUAAGAAGGUGAAGGAUAAAUAUAGGAGUGUUGGAAACAUGAGAAACAAUAAAUUAUUCGACAAACAUAGGAUGAAGAGGAAUCUUAAAUAUUCACAGUCGAGAUUAAACGAAGAAAGACGACCAAAGCUUAAGGAGAAGACUCUGGAAGAAAAACAAAGGCAACUAGAAGAAAGAAUGAAAAUAAAAGAAAAGAGGAAAGAAGAUAAAUUACACUUUGAGAAAUUCGUGAAGGAGUGGAAUCGUCGUCGAGAGGAUUUGGAGUUAGAAGAUCUGAAGGUUAUGCCAUCACCUAUAGAAGUAAACUGUUGUAUACCACACGAAAAUUUUGGAGACUUUCUUACUGUACUAGAGUUUUUCCAUUCAUUUGGACAAGUUAUAGCAACAAAAAAUUUCUUCCCUUAUGGUGUGACAUUUGAAUUGCUGGAAAGAGCACUAACAGAGCAAGAAGUAGCUGGUCCGCUGAGUGAUAUUUUCCAGUUACUUCUGUCAACACUGUUUGAUAUGCAGGAAGAGGAAGAUGAUGAAAUUUUAGCUACAGAUACUCCAACCACAGCUGAAUUAGACAUUGAUGAACAUGGUGAUGUAACUGCUGGUGAGGCUGUGAAACUAGCUACGGUGGCAGCUGGCUGGAGUCAGCUUUAUCAAGGAGUGCCAUUGUCCAAACUUACAUUAGAUGCUGUUACCCUCACAGAAGUGUUACGUUUGCACUUACUGUCUUCAGGAGGGCGUUCUGCUGAGACUAGCACAAAGUGGAGGUAUCAGCAACGUGGAGGGUAUACCAGCUUUGAUGACCCUGGACUUUGCUUGAGAAUCAAUCAUCCACACAUACUUCGUGCUUUGAGCGUCACCAGUGUUUGUGAAUUGUCAAUAGGUGAUAAGCUCAUUAUCCUUACUUGCCUCAUAAAUCAGAUACUCACAUACACUCGUCUGCGGGAUGUUAUUGAUGAAAGAGGUGAAAAAAUGCGACAAGCCAAAGCUGAAUUGCGCAGUCAUCAGUUGGCCGAUAUGAAGAAGGAAAAGGAAGCACAAGCGCUUAGAAUAAAAGAAAAGAAAGCAGCACGCAUGAAACUCAAAGGUCUCCAACCUAUGGAUGAUGACAUUGUUGAUACUCGAACUCCUGAAGAAAAGGAACAGCAAAAGAUAAAAGCUGAGAAGGAAGUGGCAAGGAGAAAAUUAGAGGCUGAGAAGAAAGCGAAAAAUCUGUACGCUGCUGCUAUUAUCUAUCAGGUGCUACCCCUCGGCACCGAUAGAGCUCAUCGUCGCUUCUGGGCAUUUGCGUCGUUGCCAGGUCUGUUUGUCGAGCAGGAUUCAAGUGCUGCUGGAUCCUGCCUGCCGUAUCCUACCCCGUACAAUGCUAAUCUAGCAGCUCAAACUGAUGACUCCAUUUCUUAUGUGCGCAAACUUUUUGAACAGGAGCGAAAUAGUGGUAGUGACAAGGAGAAUGUGCUGUCAGCACGCAUCUCAGCUCCAGGCAGUCCCAGUAAGAAGCUACUACUGGAGAAGAAUGGACCAUUAACAGCCCGACGUGAUUCAAAAAGCAGCAUCGAAGAUGACGGUGGAAGAUUAUCCUCACAGUUGUUAGUGUGUACUGCUAGUAGUACAUGUCCUGUACAUAAUCCAAGGCAGAAUGUUGUGUGGAGUUUCUACUGCCGUGAAGAAGAUAUAGGAGACCUUAUAAGAAGCCUUAAUCGUCGAGGCAUCCGGGAGAGUGAAUUGCGGCAGAAUCUAAUACACGAACAGCCGUAUAUUGUGGAGAAUUUUCCUCGCUGCCCUACACACAAGUUGAAUCCUUCAUAUGUGGAUGUAAAUGAAGCACUGGCCCAAAGGAAACCUGUCAGAAAUGUUACAAAAUAUGAUGACACAAAUCUUAGCUUUCCGCCUGGAACACCUAUAAUUGAAAUUUUUGAACUUUAUGUCAGAGACUGCAUUCUGGAACUAGAGGAAAAGAUUCAUCUUGGCGGUCUGGGAGCAUUGAAGGUACCACGUCAAGAGUGGAGAACGGCACUUCUUGAAAGAAAAUAUGAUAACAUACCAAGAGCAGGAGAUAGAAAUAAAUUGUGGAAUGACAAAAGAGUAAGAUGUUUAAUUUUAGCUCACUCAUUUCGAUUAUUAUUAUGGGCGAUUGUAUCUUGUACUUUAAGUGAUCAAAUAUAUUUCUUGUUACAGAAUGAUCAGAUCAGUAAUACUCCAGUUGAGAAAAUCAUUAAACAUGAAGUUCCAGACAGCCGAUCAACAACACCUGAUUCUGAACUGAGUUAUAAAGAUCCAGGACGAAUGCUCGGUAAUGACCCAUCUCUGAACCAGCAAGAGAGCGUCGCUGAGCACCCUGCCGUCAAGAGGUUGGCUACUGCAAUUUUGCAGCUCGCUCAUUGUAUGGAUAGGAGAUAUCUUCAGAAACCACUAGUUGAGGAAGCCAAUAGUGAAAACUCAUCUCUAAUAGACCGAUGGGAAGUGUCCUUGAUGGCAUCGUCCAGUUUCUCACAGCUGUAUAUUCAUCUGUUGACCUUAGACAAUAGUAUUCAGUGGUCAAAAUCACUUCUGAAUGCUGUGUGCCGUGUAUGCAGACGAAGACGAGAUGCAGAAAACAUGUUGCUUUGUGACGGAUGCAACAAAGGCUACCACUUGUAUUGUCUGAAACCAAAACUUGAAUGUGUCCCAAAAGGUGAUUGGUUUUGCCCAGCCUGCAAACCGCCAACAAAGGUUCACGUAAAGAAAUCACGACGCCUUUUCUCAGAUCUCUCAGAUGAGGAUGAGCCAAGCAAGAAAGAAGAACCCUGUGAUUUGGUGCAUGAUGAAGUUUGCAAUGAGUGUGGAGAAGAUGGUGAGGAGUUAAUUCCAUGUAGCACAUGUCCUCAUGUGUAUCAUUUAGACUGUUGCAAUCCACCUUUGAAGUACCCACCAAGAGGCAAGUGGAACUGUUCGUUGUGCAAAAGUGGAAAGGAACUGAGAGUUCUUAGAGAUGGAGCUAUGCCAGUACAGCCUCAAGUGCCAAUAAGGCAACGGCGCUGCUGUGCCACUGCAGCUGUGGCUAAGAUCUCAAGGUUUGCCCGACGAUUACGGAGCGAUUCCUGGGAUGAUGAAGACAGCACACAUAGUGAAGACACAUUACCCUCGCGUCGGAGUGGCAGACAUUCCCUUAAAGCUAAUCCAGACCUGCCGCUCAAUUAUCCUGUAUUGGACAAGUUAAUAAAGAACAUGAUAAAUCAUAAAGAAGCAUGGCCAUUCAGAUUGCCAGUCAGCAAAACAGAGGUUCCUGAUUAUCACACCAUAAUUAAGAAACCUAUGGAUUUAGGCUUGAUAAAGCAGAAUCUUGAAAAUAUGGUGUAUAAAAAUGAUAGAGAGUUCAUAAAAGAUGUUCUUUUAGUGUUUGAAAACUGUGAAAUGUACAAUCAGGUAGAUGCUCCAGAGUACAAGGCAGGACUUCGGUUGAACCAGUAUUUUGAAAAACAGUGUGAAGAAUUUGGUCUUCAGGUGAAAGAGGAUGAAAUCCAGCCUAGGACCAAAAGACCUAGAUUAAGUUUUUAGGAAUAUUUAUUUAUUAACAGAAGUUGAUCUUAUAUGUACAUUGUACCUUUUUUAAAAAAACAAACUAUAGUAGAGGACUCUUAAGAGCUAUGCACAGAACCUUUUGUAAAACAUAUACAAGGUGUAAAAAAUUAUUCAAUAAAAUGCUCUAAAUCA
This is a messenger RNA of Schistocerca gregaria, 5268 nucleotides long. It is a transcript of the gene Acf, whose product is annotated as bromodomain adjacent to zinc finger domain protein 1A. NCBI's taxonomy places the organism in Eukaryota, Metazoa, Arthropoda, Insecta, Orthoptera, Acrididae. The record is from RefSeq and is a predicted model, not a curated record. Gene Ontology annotation, molecular function: protein binding. The coding region runs from base 586 to 5112 and encodes 1508 amino acids. The transcript has 27 exons. Gene Ontology annotation, biological process: chromatin remodeling.